AUGGUCGCACAGGGUGUCAUCGUACCGGUAGAUGAGCCUACGGAAUGGUGCUGCGGCAUGGUAAUUGUAAAAAAGCCAAAUGGAACUUACCGAAUUUGUGUUGACUACACCCCGUUGAACAAAUUCGUAGAAAGGGAACUUCAUCCUAUGCCAGUCACAGACCAUGUCAUCGCUCAGAUAGGCGUCUCCAAGUACUUCUCAAAGUUGGAUGCGAAUUCUGGCUACUGGCAGUUUCAGCUUACCGAAGAGUCACAAUUACUUACGACCUUCAUUACUCCCUUUGAUCGCUUCAAGUUCACAAGGUUACCGUUUGGGAUAUCAUCAGCACCCGAGUUUUUUCAGAAGAAGAUGGCUCAUAUCGUCUCGGGCUUAGAUGGGGUCGUCUGCAACAUGGAUGACAUCCUUGUCCACGCGAAGACAAGAGAAGAGCACGAUGACAGAGUACGCAAGGUUCUCGCUCGAUUGCAAGACUAUGGGGUGACCUUGAACAAAGACAAGUGCGUCUUCGGUGUUCAACGAGUAAAAUUCUUGGGUCAUAUCAUCGACCAAGAAGGAAUCCAUCCAGAUGACACAAAAGUGAAGGCCAUUCAAGACAUGAAGCCUCCUACGUCUCUUGCGGAACUAAAAAGUUUUCUUGGAAUGGUGAACUACCUCGGAAAGUUUAUUCCACAUCUGGCUGAUGUUUUGCAACCUGAUGGGACGUAUCGACCUGUCGCAUAUGCUUCACGAAGUCUCACGGACACGGAGAAGAAGUAUGCUCAGAUAGAAAAGGAGGGACUCGCCAUUGUGUGGGCAUGCGAUAAGUUUCGGGACUACAUCACGGGGAUGCACAUCACUAUCGAGACCGAUCACAAGCCCUUAAUUCCAAUCUUCAUGAACAAACCUUUGGACGACAUAACCCCUCGUCUACAAAGGAUGAAGCUGAAGCUGAUGCGGCACUCUUGUGAUUUGGUUCAUGUCCCAGGAAAAUAUCUAGUAGCGGCCGACGUUCUCUCGCGAAGCCCGCUGCCGGACAUUGAAGACAAUGGGCUGGAGGAUGAGCUGGCGGCUUACGUCAGGGGAAUUGUCACCUACUUUCCUGCGACAGAUCAGAGAUGGUCCCAAAUCAAGAAGGGGCAAUACGAAGGCACUUCGUGUCAGAUGCUGUCGAAUUACCUUCAACAAGGCUGGCCAGACAAAGCACUUGUUGACUCGAGCUGUAAGAACUACUGGCAAGAGAGGUUUAAUCUUUCUCUCGACGACGGACUUCUCAUGAAAGAGUCCCGAAUUCUUAUCCCCGUCGCCAUGAGAAGAGAGAUUCUCGAUAAGAUCCAUGAAGGGCAUGCCGGGAUCACAAAGUGCAUGGAAAGAGCCAGGCAGACGGUUUGGUGGCCUGGAAUUUCUAAGGACAUCGAGGAUGAUGUUCGAAGAUGUCCGCGCUGUGUCCAGGAGUCCACCAAUAGAUAUCCGGAACUGGCUCCUUUGACCAACUUAACAAGUUCAGCGGUCAUCGAUCACCUGAAAUCCAUAUUUGCCAGGCACGGAACGCCAGAAGUACUAAUCAGCGACAAUGAACCACAAUUUCGGAGACUUGUGGGCAGUGACUUUGCUACAUUCGCGAAAGAGUGGUCAUUUGAACACAGGACUUCUAGUCCACGUUUUCCACAAAGCAACGGCUUCGUCGAAGCCGCUGUCCGUGUCAUCAAGCUCAGUCUCAAAAAGUCGGACGAUGCGUAUAAAGCUCUUCAGAGCUACCGCGCUACGCCAUUAGGAAAUGGUUUCAGUCCGGCUGAGCUACUUAUGGGUCGCCGUCUUCGCACGUCGCUUCCUACCGCCGCGUCGCUGUUAAGUCCCAAGACACCAGAUCGGAAUCAGUUGCGUCAAUGGGAAGAGCGUCGCAUUGAAAUGCAAAAAAGAAACUAUGACCAGCGACAUGGUGUGCGAACCUUAACACCCCUACGGCAAGGCGAGAGGGUAUGGAUAACGGACACCCGAUCAAGUGGCGUGGUUCAGGCAGCAGCGCCUCGGUCCUACAACAUUCAGAUGGACGAUGGUGUACUCCGUAGGAACAGAUUUCACUUGAUACCUGUACUGUCACCGUCCUCUGAUUGCCCCCAAAGAGGUCCUUCUGCAGGCACGUUGGCAGCUCCCACGUCCGACUCUCGUCCCCAGGAGCUCGGAGGAGGAACAGGCCCUGGGCCUGAGCGUGUUGUCUCCGCUAGGUCGUCGUCUGUUGAAGUCUCACAAGCUGGUUCGUCUGACAGUUCCGGCCACCAACCGGGAGACCACCCCCCACAUAACCCAACAGGAAUGACUACUCGCAGCGGCAGAGUGGUGGAGCCAGUGAAAAGACUUCAAGUUGGAUUUGAAUGA
Ornithodoros turicata is the source of this 2352-nucleotide messenger RNA. RefSeq lists its product as uncharacterized. NCBI's taxonomy places the organism in Eukaryota, Metazoa, Arthropoda, Arachnida, Ixodida, Argasidae. Gene Ontology annotation, biological process: DNA integration. Bases 1 to 2352 code for a protein of 783 amino acids. The record is from RefSeq and is a predicted model, not a curated record. Gene Ontology annotation, molecular function: nucleic acid binding. The transcript is spliced from 3 exons.